UCAUAUAAUAAAAAUAGGCGCUUUUGGUGGAAUUAAAACGGCAGAAAGCUUAGAAACGCAGGGAAAAGUUAGAUACUUUAGUUGCUUUGCUUUCCUUCUCUCCCAUUCGCUUCGGAGCAAAGAAAAAUCACUCUCAAACCACCUCUCUUACUGGUAUUAAGAUUUAAGCUGGGUGAGGUAUGGCUUCGUCUCUGUUACUGGCGGUGGUGUUCGUGUUUGAUCUGAUUGCUUUCGGUCUCGCGGUUGCUGCAGAGCAGAGGAGGAAUACUGCCACGUUAGCUAAAGACACUGCAGGGAGAAACUACUGUCAAUAUGACUCAGACGUUGCAACCGGCCUAGGUGUGGGGUCCUUGUUUAUCCUAGUUGCCAGUCAAGUGAUCAUUAUGGUUGUAACUAAAUGCUUGUGCUGUGGGAAGGCCAUGAGACCCAGUGGAUCCAGAUCAUGGGCAAUUUGCUUGUUCAUCACUAGCUGGGUGACAUUUAUCAUAGCUGCUUCGUGCCUGCUAGCGGGUUCUGUGAGGAAUGCUUACCACACCAAGUAUCGUGACCUCAUGGGAGAGAGAGCCCCUUCAUGUCAGACACUGAGGAAGGGUGUGUUUGCAGCUGGAGCUGCCUUCAUUGUUUUCACAGGCAUAACCUCUGAGCUCUAUUAUGUUAGUUUUUCAAAAGCUAAUAAUGGUCCCCCUCCCUAUGCUCGAGACACUGGUGUUAGAAUGGGCAAUUUGUAGUGUGGGAAAAUCAAUUAUUUGCAUUAACUUGGCUACAGUGGAUGUGAAAACCUACUUGUAAUUACUAUUAUGUCAUGAAGCUUGGUUGAAAAUGACCCAUGUUUAAACUAUUUCCUUCCAUUUGACUUUUCAAUCAAGUGCAUGCCUCACACCCUCACACCACUGGGGAUGGAAACGGGAUGGGUAAAAGUUUUAAUAUUUUUUUUA
This is a messenger RNA of Cajanus cajan (pigeon pea), 935 nucleotides long. RefSeq names its product 1,3-beta-glucan synthase component (DUF1218). Lineage: Eukaryota; Viridiplantae; Streptophyta; Magnoliopsida; Fabales; Fabaceae. The record is from RefSeq and is a predicted model, not a curated record.